Molecule: messenger RNA, 2147 nt
Organism: Daucus carota subsp. sativus
Lineage: Eukaryota; Viridiplantae; Streptophyta; Magnoliopsida; Apiales; Apiaceae
Product: peptide-N4-(N-acetyl-beta-glucosaminyl)asparagine amidase A
Exons: 1
Coding region: 191-2002 (603 amino acids)
Cellular component (GO): vacuole
Source: RefSeq, a predicted model, not a curated record
UUCUAAUAGAUACGCGAGGGACUAGCUGGCUCAGUUAUCUCCAAGUGAAAAAAAUCAAAUCAUUACAUUGAUUCCAGUGAUUUGUAUUGUAAGUCACUCUAUGUUUCCAGUACUACAUUGUUUGCAUCUCCACCUAACAAACAACAACCAACGUACUAAACUCUUUGAGUUCUGAUCCUCCAAACAACUCAUGGGUUUCGCUCUCGUCUUCCUACUCUACUCAUCUCUCUUCUUCCUUGGCUCCAAUGCAAGUGUUCCCAAAUCACUACAAUCUCGCUUCAGAUCACAAUUAUCUGAGUCCACACAUGAGAUUCCACCUACCACUUUCUUUGAAGUGACCAAACCCAUUGACUUGCCCCCCACAAAGCCUUGUUCACAGCUCAUUCUCAAACAUGAUUUUGGGUAUACAUAUGGCAAGCCUCCUGUUCUUGCUGAUUAUAAACCCCCCUUUUCGAAAUGCCCUUUUCAGCAUUUUGGAAAAAUUGUUCUGGAAUGGAAAGCUACUUGCAAGGGCAGGCAAUUUGACCGCAUUUUCGGGGUGUGGCUUGGAGGGGUUGAGCUUCUCAGGAGCUGCACCGCGGAGCCACGGAGCAAUGGGAUUGUUUGGAGUGUUAAGAAAGAUGUCACCAGGUAUUACUCAUUGCUUAUGACCAAUCAGACUCUUGCUGUUUAUUUGGGCAAUCUUGUUGAUAAUACUUAUACUGGGGUUUACCAUGUUGAGUUGAGUUUCCACUUUUAUCCUGCUAAGAAAGAGUUGUCGAAUGGGGGUGAUUUUGGUCAUGGCUAUGGUUCUAAUGCUGAUUUAAUCAUGCCCAUUUCGAGGAAUUUACCAUUGAAUGAUGGAUUGUGGUUUGAAGUAGUUAAUUCGACUGAUGUGCAGUCAAAGACGUUUAAUUUGCCCAAAAAUGCGUAUAAGGCUGUGUUGGAGGUUUACGUUUCACCUCAUGAAAAUGAUGAGUUUUGGUAUACCAAUUUACCCAAUGAGUACAUUGCUGAGAAUAACCUGACUAAUGUUCCGGGGAACGGGCCUUUUAGGGAAGUUCUGGUUAGUUUGGAUGGUAAGGUAAUUGGGGCGGUUUGGCCAUUUACAGUCGUAUACACUGGAGGAAUUAAUCCCCUUCUAUGGAGACCCAUUUCUGCAAUUGGAUCAUUUGAUCUCCCUUCCUAUGAUAUCGAGGUUACUCCGUCUCUAGGAACAUUGUUAGAUGGGAAGACUCAUGAGUUUGGUUUUAGUGUUACAAAUGCUUUAAAUGUGUGGUACAUUGACGCAAAUUUGCAUAUCUGGUUGGAUGCAAAGACUGAAAAAACUGAAGGCAAGGUAUUGAGAACGAGUACCUUGCCUUGUCAUGUUUCUUCUGUAUCAAAUUUUACCGGGUUCAAUGGGACUUUUUUGACAACGGUUAGUAGGCUAAUUAAGUCUACUGGAUGGGUGAAAUCAUCUUACGGGAAGAUAACAACUCAGGCAAUUCAACAGUUCAAUUACAGCAAUUUCAUGGAGAUGGGCGAUAAUGGGGAUUCACAAAUAGUGCAUCAGAGUAUUGAUUUUAAUGAUAAUGUCAUUGCGAAGUCAGGACCUUAUUUGGAUUCCUUAACUUCAUUAAAAAGGUUUCCCCUCUACUUGUACUCAAAUAAUGUUGACCAAGGAGAUGGAGCGUAUACAUCUGUAGCUAAUCUGUCACUGGGUUUCAAUGAGAAGAGAAUCAAGAAAUCUGAGCUUGGAUCAUCAGUUAGCUCUCUUGAAAAUUUGCAAGAAGGACAAUCUACUAUGCUUGUUAAGGGCAACCUGGUAGUCAGCGGUGUAGGAAGUACACAGCAGGCAUACAGCUUUAACAGCCACAACUCUUGCUAUUUCAGAAAUGUUAGCAGCUCAAAUUACACCAUCAUCUACGACAAAGAGAACAGUAAGUGCAGUAGAACGACACCGUCUCAUUGGGGUCUCGGCUUACACAUACGGUGGCAAAAUCCGGCUCGCAGGGCCUUUCUAUCAUCUCAUCCUUUAUAAUAAAAGGAACAGUUUUAAUAGUCCUUCUCCUUGAAUGUUUCUCGAAUUGCUUUAUGAUUUUGUAUUUUGGUCAAUAUUAAAUUCUAAUAAUGGUACAAGUGUACUAUACUUUGGCCAAUGUGAAAUGAUUUACAAGUUACAGUCA